AUGUUCUCUAAACUCACUGCAAAGAUAGCUCUCCGCAAAGCUGGCAUCCCCUCCAACGCCCUUUCCUUCCCCGAGUCGAAACCAGCCUCAAAAGAUCCAGAUGCGCCAGCUCCGUUCGCAAACCCAUUCGCGAACCUUUCUGUCCCCAAAUCGUGGCAGUCUUGGGCAACUCCUCCACCGCCGCCAAUUGAGCUCCGUGCCGCGCCGGUGAUUGGAUCAAAUGCACCUUCAUCUGCCAAACUCCGAUUGCCAGUUGCAGAUGGCAGACCUGCGGUUGUGGUAUUCUUGAGGCAUUGUGGAUGUCCUUUUGCAGAAAAAACCUUCCUCGAAGCUCGUCGCCUUGCAAACAAAUAUCCGCGACUGAAUUUCAUCGCAGUCUCGCACAGCUCUCGGAAAGCAACCGAUAAAUGGAUCUCAUCCAUCGGAGGAGCGUGGGCGGUCACCGUUGUGGUUGAUGAGGAGAGGGAGGUGUAUGCGAGCUGGGGCCUCGGCGUUAGCACGACGUACCAUCUGCUGAAUCCGUGGACCCAGGUGGCGAUGCAUAAAUUGGGGAAGGAGGAGGGGAUAUGGGCGAGGGAGGUUGACCCUAGUGGGAAUAGGUGGCAGGUUGGAGGAGGAUGGGCUAUGGAUGAGGUUGGGAUUGUGAGAUGGGGUGCUGCUUCCAAGACGGCGGAUGAUAUGCCGAAUUUGGUAGAGGCUUGUGAGACUUUAGGUGCGUUUUGA
This is a messenger RNA of Lachnellula hyalina, 723 nucleotides long. RefSeq lists its product as uncharacterized. The transcript has 2 exons. The record is from RefSeq and is a predicted model, not a curated record. NCBI's taxonomy places the organism in Eukaryota, Fungi, Ascomycota, Leotiomycetes, Helotiales, Lachnaceae. Bases 1 to 723 code for a protein of 240 amino acids.